ACCCACUCUCUUUUUGCCUUUUCUGAUCAAGAAGAAGAAAAUGGGAAGAAAUCUGGCUCUCUUGCUAUGCUUCUCUAGCCUCCUCGUUGGAUUAACAGUUGCAGACUGGAAAAUCUUGAACCAGAGGAUAUGGAAGAACAACAAUGGAUUGAAGAUCACCCUCAAGAACUACUGUGAGGCUUGGAGGAUAAAUGCAGAGCUUCACAACAUUCGCAACUUCGAGAUUAUCCCUGAAGAAUGCACUAACUACAUUGGCAAGUACAUGAGCUCCACUCAGUACAAGGUGGACUCUGAGAUGGCCCUAGAAGAGUGCACCAUCUAUCUUAGCAACACCUUCACCUCUACGGGUGAUGAUAGGGAUUCAUGGAUUUUCGGUGUCGAUGAUACCCUCCUCUCCAAUGUUCCUUACUUCAAGAACCAUCAUAACGGGGGUGAGAAGUUAAACAUAACCUCCUUUGGAGAAUGGAUGAGAGAGAGGAAGGCUCCAGCUCUUGAGCAUACAUUGAACCUCUUCAAUGAGAUAAAGGAAAAGGGAAUUAAGAUCUUUCUGAUUUCUUCAAAGGGAGAGCACCUAAGGGACGCCACCAUUGACAACCUCUUCAAGGUUGGUUACAGUGGUUGGUAUGGUCUCAUACCAAGGAGUGAUGAGGACAACUGCAAGACCGUGCAACAGUACAAAGCAGAGCAAAGGAAGGUGCUGAUGAGUAAGGGUUACCGUAUUUGGGGAAUGAUUGGAUCCCAGUGGAGCAGCCUCUUGGGACUUCCCAUUGCGAGGAGAACAUUUAAGCUUCCCAAUUCCUUAUACUACCAUCCUUGAAAAACACCCACUUUUCAUGAUUCAUCAACCACU
Telopea speciosissima is the source of this 850-nucleotide messenger RNA. RefSeq names its product acid phosphatase 1-like. NCBI's taxonomy places the organism in Eukaryota, Viridiplantae, Streptophyta, Magnoliopsida, Proteales, Proteaceae. Gene Ontology annotation, molecular function: acid phosphatase activity. The transcript is spliced from 3 exons. The record is from RefSeq and is a predicted model, not a curated record. Bases 41 to 817 code for a protein of 258 amino acids.